Messenger RNA from Sebastes umbrosus (honeycomb rockfish), 2850 nucleotides. RefSeq names its product ADAM metallopeptidase domain 8b (gene adam8b). The transcript is spliced from 23 exons. NCBI's taxonomy places the organism in Eukaryota, Metazoa, Chordata, Actinopteri, Perciformes, Sebastidae. Gene Ontology annotation, molecular function: metalloendopeptidase activity; cell adhesion molecule binding. Gene Ontology annotation, biological process: inflammatory response; regulation of cell-cell adhesion; positive regulation of membrane protein ectodomain proteolysis. The record is from RefSeq and is a predicted model, not a curated record. The coding region runs from base 289 to 2817 and encodes 842 amino acids.
CACCUAUAACACAUUUUCCACACUAUCAACUUUACAGUUUAAGUUACAUCUUUACAAAAUGUUCAUAAUUCAUCAGGAAUAAACGCUAGCUAACUAACGGUUCAAGUACAGCGCUUUUAUUUUGACAUGUUUUUAUUUAAACGGAAGUCGUGUGUUCUUCUAACCGUCGCUCGCUUGACCGGUUGAUUCCAGUAAACUGUGAGGCGGUGAUAAGAGAGUAACCGACCGGAGGCGGAGCUCCAGAGUCCGGCUGGUGUGGGUGAUUCACGGUGGAGGGUUAACGGUAAGAUGAGCGGCGGUGACCGAGCAGAGCGCGUCAUGAUGGGACUGAACAUGGUCUCACUGUGGCUGACUUUAGUUUGUGUGGUGCAGACCUCUGGGAUGUUGGCUCACGUGGACAGAUACGAGGUGGUCCGACCUCGGAGACUUCAGGGGAGACACCAGAGAAGCCUGCAGGACAAUCAGCUUUAUCCUGAUACGGUUCAGUACGAGUUGACCAUUGAAGGGAGGAACCACACAAUUCAUCUGGAAAAAAACAGGAAUCUUAUUGGGAGAGGCUACACUGAAACACACUAUUCAGAAGAUGGAAAACGGGUGACAGUAUCACCAAAUGAGGAGCACUGCUACUAUCACGGUCAUAUUGAAGGCAUGAAGGACUCUUCAGUCAGCGUUGGGAUUUGUUCGGGCAUUAGUGGCUUUGUGAGAGCCCAGCAGCAGGUUUACCUGAUCGAGCCUCUGGGACAAUCUGAGGACGGCGGUCAUGCAGUUUACAGACAGGAGCACCAGAAGAUCAGCAGCAGCUCCUCCUCCAACAACAUCACCUUAAUGUACGACCGGGAACAGGACGAGGACCAGGACCAAGGCCCUGGGCUCUCUGGCCUCUUCAAGUCCAGAUCAUGGAAAACGCCCUUCAAAGGUCCACAGAGGUUUGUCGAGCUGUUUGUGGUGGUGGACUACACUGAGUAUAUGCGAUAUGGAAGCCAGACUACAUCCCGUAUUCUUGGAACUAUUAAUCACGUUGACCAGAUGUAUCGACCUCUGAACAUCCGCGUCAUGCUGGUGGGCUUGGAGAUUUGGACGAAUAGAGACCACAUUGACGUUGACACGAAUCCGGAGACUACCCUGGACAAUUUCCUCCUGUGGCGGCGGGCCGACCUUCUGCCGAGGACGAAGCACGACAACGCCCAGCUUGUGACUGGCAAAGAUUUUGAAGGAGAUACAGUCGGACUGGCAAAUAAGUUUGCCAUGUGUACUGGAAACUCAGGUGGAGUCAGUCAGGAUCACAAUGAUAGCCCAAGAGGCCUCGCCUCCACCAUCGCUCAUGAGAUGGGACAUAAUUUCGGCAUGUCCCAUGAUACCAUACGUUGUAGGUGCGGUCCAUCUCUCAGCCUUGACAGCUGUCUGAUGGCAGGCCAGCUCAGGACAGCAAGUCAAGGGUUCCCGGAGUUUUUCAGCAGGUGCAGCUUUGAGCAGCUCGCUGAUUACAUGGAGCGCGCUCAGCCCACCUGCUUGUUCAGGCCCAGCUCCAGUACGAUCAUCGCUCUGGGCCCGAGCUGCGGCAACGCCAUGCUGGACCCCGGAGAGGAGUGCGACUGUGGCACAGCGAAGGAAUGCAAAAACCCUUGUUGCGAUGCCUCGACUUGUCGCCUGACUGAAGGAUCCCAGUGUGCUCACGGACAAUGCUGUGACAACUGCCAGCUCAAACUGGCUGGAAGUGUGUGCAGGAAGUUGGACGGCGACUGCGACCUGCCUGAAUACUGCACCGGAGCGUCGGGGGACUGUCCCGAAGAUAGCUUUGAGAUGAACGGCAAGUCGUGCUACGAGAAGGCGCAGGGCUACUGCUACAACGGACAAUGCCCCACACAUCAGCAGCACUGCUGGAGGCUGUUUGGACCAGGGGCCAGAGUCGCAUCAGACUUUUGUUUUAACCUGAACCGACGGGGCCUAGAAGGUGCUAACUGUGGAGUGAGCCAGUCCGGCUACACCCCGUGCACUGCAGAGAAUGUGAAGUGUGGAGCCAUGUUUUGCGAAGGAGGCGGCGUGUCCAUCACAGGUAGAAGGGCAACCUACACCGUGUUCAACAUCGAAUGUAAACUAGCCGUGGAUGAAGACAAGACCAGAAACUUCAACAUGGUGCCAAAAGGAACCAGAUGUGGACCGAAUAGGGUUUGCCUUGACUACAGAUGUGUGGAUAUGGCAGUUUAUGGGAAAAGGGAGGAUUGCGCAAAGAAAUGCAACAACAAUGGGGUGUGUAAUCACAAGAGAGAGUGCCACUGUAAUCCCGGCUGGGCCCCACCUUACUGCGACAUCAAGUAUGCAAAUUUAUCUCAAGGUCAGAGCGGGAUAAUAGCUGGUGUGUGUGCAGCGCUCUUCAUCCUGCUGGUGAUCAUCGCGGUGACUGCCGGCCUCAUGUGCUGUAAAAAGGGCAACCGGUACAACUGCAUCUCCAAAAGUAAAGAGCAUCCAGCUCCAUGCCAGUUGAACCCGAUGUUUCAGGAGUUGACUGUUCAAGAGAGACCUCAGAUCAGUCAGCCCACAUUCAUGCAAUCGACAGCAACACAAGCCUGCGCUCCUCUGAUUGUUCCUGUGAGUCCCAGCAGAGCCGCUCCACAGCCACCAAAGAAACUGCCUUCAGCGUCGCCUACCUCACAGACUGAGCCGACGAAACCUCUACCUCCAUCUAAACCUCUACCUCCUCUCAGUAAAGCACAGUUUAAGGCAGCCAAACUGAGUCCUCCUCCUGUACCUCCAGUCAAGCCCAGCCCUCCUUCUCCUCCUCCUCCCACAGCGAAGCCACGACCUCACAGACUCACAUGAACGUCUCAUUAAAAGUCUCAGGAUUUUACCAAA